Messenger RNA from Teleopsis dalmanni, 1081 nucleotides. RefSeq lists its product as uncharacterized. The coding region runs from base 14 to 1081 and encodes 355 amino acids. NCBI's taxonomy places the organism in Eukaryota, Metazoa, Arthropoda, Insecta, Diptera, Diopsidae. The record is from RefSeq and is a predicted model, not a curated record. The transcript has a single exon.
UUGCACUGCAGAAAUGACUGAAUAUAAUUUCACAUUUUUCAAACUUUUGGAAAAUCAAAUCAUAAAAAAUGGAGUAUGCAAAGUUAUUAUUAGUGAAUCGGACCAAAGAAAAGAUACGCCAGUUCAAUUACUGAAAAAGUUUAAACAAUUGGAAUGUGCCUUGGUAAAGGACUUGCCAGGCUGUCUCGCAAAAUGGUGUCUCUUUGUAACAGCUGCAAGUAGCGUACGUCAUGAAGAAAUGAUCCCAUUUCAUCUGCCAGACUUCAUUGGUAGUAUUAACUGUUUACAAGAACUUAUCAAUGAAACCCCCCACCUUCAUGUGUUAUGUAUAAAUGCACUACAAAAAAACUAUUUAUAUUGUGAUAGAUGCAUUAUUUUACUUCUACAUUGGAUUUUAGUGGAUUUUAACACACCUGCAUUGAGAGAAUUGCAAAUAGAAGAAUUGGGGAAGUUAAUGGAAAAAAUACAACAAAGGAAUAAUGAUAGGUUUCCCAUAAAGGCUUUUAAGGUAAACUACUCAUCUGGUUGUGAAGAAGAAAAAACAUUUAAAAUCAUAAGCUCUAACCACGAUACAAGGUAUGCCUUUCUUGGUUGUAAAUCAGACCAUUUCUGUAGAAUUCUACGUGAUGGGUUUAAAUCCUGCGAAUGGAAUGAGUUGAACAAUAAAAAAAUAAAUUUAAUUUGUAAAUUGUCAACAAUUCUUCGCUUAAUGCCACAAACACCAUAUUUUGGAAAUUCUUGUUGUUGUCAUGCCCUUAAAAUAGUGGCUUUAUGUGAAUUUGUCAAUAGAGCUGAAUACCUUAAAAGCUAUUCUGAUGAGAAAUUAAAUUCUGUGCAAAUAACUAUUGAUCAACCGGAUUUCGUUAGGGUUCGAUAUAUCUUAUUUUUCAGCGAACCGGCGGCACCAAUAUCGUUUAUGGAGUCCUUUAAACAAAAGAUGUUAAUGGAUAGUUUUGGUGUACCGAACUGGGUGAACGUACUCUUAUUCACCGCAAUAACUUAUAGUCUUGGAAAUAGUGUAAAAUCUGUGUGUAUGAAAGCAGUACGUUUAUUAGGAAAUUCAUUGUUCUAUGGAUUGUAA